Molecule: messenger RNA, 2944 nt
Organism: Harpia harpyja (harpy eagle)
Lineage: Eukaryota; Metazoa; Chordata; Aves; Accipitriformes; Accipitridae
Gene: FITM2
Product: fat storage inducing transmembrane protein 2
Exons: 2
Coding region: 38-853 (271 amino acids)
Biological process (GO): lipid droplet organization; phospholipid biosynthetic process; lipid storage
Cellular component (GO): endoplasmic reticulum membrane
Source: RefSeq, a predicted model, not a curated record
CGGCCGAGCGGGUGGGGGGGGUUGGCGGCGGGGCGCGAUGGAGCGGCUGGAGCGGUGCGGCUGCCGGUUGCGGGCCGGGCUGGCCGCCGGGCGGGUGCGGGGCCGGCUGCCCUGGCUGCUGCUCGCCAUCGUCCUCCUGGGGUCCGCCCUCAAGGACGGCGAUCUGGUGCCCGAGACGCCCAUGCGGAACAAGCGCAACCCGCUCAACGUAUAUUUUGUGAAGGUGGCUUGGGCAUGGACGUUCUGGCUUCUGCUACCCUUCAUCGCAGUCACCACCUACCAGUUUGCCAAAAGCAAGUUCCUCUAUGGUCCCACGAAGAGCAUUUUGAUGGUGCUGCGGCGUCUCAGUGCACUGCUAGUGGGCACUGCCAUCUGGUACGUCUGCACCAGAUUCUUCAUGUAUAUCGAGAAUCUCACUGGCACGUGCUCUACCUUGGGUAAACUCAGCGAGCCUCGCCAGCUGUAUGCCACCAAGCAGGAGUGCCACCAGGACAACGGGAUCUGGAAUGGUUUUGAUAUCUCGGGGCACUGUUUUCUGCUCUCGUACUGUGCUCUGAUGAUUAUGGAGGAGGUGGCUGUGCUGGAAGGCUUGUCCAUAGACCAGAACUCUAAUCUGUGUGUUGUGAUCAACAUCCUGUUUCUUUCCUUGUGUUUUCUCACAGUGAUCUGGGUGUUCAUGUUUCUCUGUACUGCCGUGUAUUUCCAUGACUUCAGUCAAAAGCUUCUCGGUGUGCUGAUAGGUCUGUCAGCUUGGUACGGGACCUACAGAUUUUGGUACUUGAAACCCUUUUCUCCUGGACUACCUCUUCCAAAUAUACCUUUGACUUCAAAGAAAUACAGUUAUAGCAGAUAAAAUAAGUAUUAGAAUUUUUGGAAAUUUAUUUCAGUACUGGAGUAGUUGAAUGUAGGAAUGGUUGCUGUAUUUCCAGUGUAAGGAACAAGGUGAUGGGCUGGAGGAAACCAAAUCUGUACUAGCCAAUGGCUGGCAGGUGGUAACGAGCUUCUUCCUUGGGAGAAAAAAAAAAUUGGUAUUGGAAGAGGUCUGCUCUUGUUUAGGAGCUGCUGACUGGCAUUCUCGGCAAGGAAAUCAGAAGUUGUAUCUGUUCUCUUACUAAUAAAGGGAGGAGCAGAUCCAAGGCUGACAGAGGCCUUUGCUCUUUAAGAGCUUGACUGAUCUCCAAUUUAUUAUCCCUCUUUCUUUUUGAUUUAUGUCAAAAUGUCAUGGAUGAUCCAAACCUCAUACUUUUUUUAAAUACUCGUAUUGCCUUACAGGAAAGCUCUAAUAAUGACAGUGCUGCUAAGUGUUGCGAAAAUAUCAAUACUCAUUAAAGCAGUAUAUAGCUCUGUUGUGAAACUAGAACAUCACAUGAAGCAUUAAGUACACUAACUUGCCACAAAUGCUUCUUAGCUGUCUGCACCUUCUGCAACAGAGAGUAAAUCUGAGAUGUAAUGUCUUAAGCAGACUGAGUUUAAAUUCCUGCCUGCCUUUGAAAAGGAAACUCUUGAAAAACAAGCCUUAACUUUCUCCUUAGGCAAAGUAAUUGUAAUAAUACUUUGUCAUUUUAUUCUUGACAGAAAAAAACAAACUCCUUCCAAUUUUGCUAAAAAGUCUAAUAUUGGGGUUUUAAUUUAAAUCUUAUGAAUUGCACACUUUGCAACAAUGAGUACUUUUUGGUAUGUUUCUUCUAGAACAACAAUGAAAUUCUGGUGUUAUGAACAAGUUAGCUUAACCUGCUAUUUCCCAAAUAAUCUGCUUGGUAAUGGAUGAAACAAAUUGUUUAUCCUAAGAGCUGCAAAGGAAUGUGCUUGGAGCAAUAUUUAUUCUGGCUUAUCCAGCAAUAUCAGUAAGCUACUUAAUUUUGAUUGCACAUAAAGCUGUGGCCACUUUUGAUGUGGCUGGAAACCCACUACUGAAUAAAACACUACUAUUAUAUAAUGAAUAGGUAUGAGGUGGGAUGGGUAUACUCAUCAUAUCAAUCAGCUAUUUAGCAUAGUCUUUAUCUUGAAAAGCUUUUUAUUAUUUCAUAAAGGCUUAUUCAUGACGCAAUUGCACAAAAUUUGUUUGACAGUUGUAGUGACGAGUGAGACAGCCAAAAAGGUCUGUGGGCAAGGCUGUAGAUAGUGUCUGUUAAUCUGUGAGUGGGCUUGGUCUGUAGCGUUUGACUCCAAGGUGAUUAUUUUGCUGAAUAUAGGGUAUGAUGCACUGUAGUCUAAUCUUGGCACGUUUCUUUUUGCCAUCUCAACAGCUCUCUUCCAGCAAGAGAGCGGUAGCAUUUGCAAUAAAUACAGCAGUGUUAAUUCCACACUUGUCGUCUGCCUCUGAGGAGAGCUGGCUUCACCUGAAUUUUCACUGAAUUCAGUGGCAAGUGGGAGUUGUUUUGUGUCCUUAGAAAGUACAAAUCGCCUCUCGGAAAGAAGCUGUUUCAGGAGGUGUUGUAUUUUCUGUCAAGCUCCUCCUUUUGGUUUUGCAUUAAAUUGCCUUUUGAGCUGACUCUUUGGAAAAUUUGCUCUGAUUAACUCAUAUUGGGUUUAACUAAAUUUGUUUAAACAAUGCAAAUUCAUUUGCAGACAUUCUUUUGAUGUAAUGUAAGCCUGCUCCCAAUAGAGCUAAGCUAGACCACAAGCCACUUUCACCAUGAAAAAGGAUUAUAUACCCAGAAGGUUUUCUGAUUAAUUUCAUUAAAUUUAAGUUUCUGGUUUAAGUUAUCUUUAUGUAACUUUGCUGUAUAGACAAGGCCUUGGAACAGGAAAUGCUAUUUAUUUAAACCAACUGACUUGCUGAAAUAUGUUCAGUUUCACAAAUGUUUUGUGCAAUCACUAUAUGGAUAUUUCUGUCUAUUUCUAACCAGUGUCUUACAAACUUUUUAUUAUGGAAAUAAUGUGGGAUAUGUUUAUUCUCAAAACUUUUAUUUAAACAAUGAAAGAAAAACACUUGAAAACUUUA